UUUCCCUCCUUGAAUCGGUGGAUCCUCUUCACAGAAAAAAGCCCCAACUCUCUCUUCCCAGCUUUCUCUGUAAAUCCGCCAUUCUCUCUCUCUCUCUCUCUGCAUUGCUGCAAAUCUGUUCCUUCAUUUCUGAAUCUUCACCGAAAGCUCUGUUUCUCUUUCUCUUUCUCUCUCUGAAACUCUUAGAAUCUCGCAAAUGGAAGGUCUCUCGGAAGAAUCUUCCGACACUUCCCAACAACAAAAAGCUUCGGUCUCCAACGAGGACGAUGACCAACGAGUCUACUUCGUGCCCUACAAGUGGUGGAAGGAGGCGCAAGGCUCUUCUUCGGCGCUUGAUUUGGAUGGGAAGAGAGGGGUUUUGUACACUGCAAGGCCAGCGCCAUCCUAUGGUGGCGCGAUGAAGUUAAUCAAUAUAUUUAGCUCAGAUCUUGUAUUCAAUUUGAGGAGAGAGGAUGAUUCUGUCCAGAAUAAUGAGAAUGCUGAAGUUGGGAUCUCGGGUCGGGACUAUGCGCUGGUUCCUGGGGAAAUGUGGCUGGAGGCACUGAAAUGGCACAGUGUUUCUAAAACUGCAAUGAAGAAUGGUAGAAGCUUUUCGGCUGCAGAAGACGAUAUGGCUGAUGUGUAUCCUCUACAGCUUAGGCUAUCUGUUUUACGAGAAGCAAAUUCUCUGGGAGUAAGAAUAAGCAAGAAGGACAAUGCAGUUGAGCGCUUCAGGAGAGCCUGCAAGAUUUUCAGUGUUGAGCCUGAGCUAUUGCGCAUAUGGGAUUAUUCUGGGCAGACAACCCUACUUUUUUCAAGUGACAAGAAUAGGUUUGCAAAAGAGACUCAACGGCAGUCUGACCCAGAGAUUUUCCUUGAGUUGCAAGUUUAUGGGUUGUCAGAUUUUAUUAGAAGCAGAGAAUGGAAGAAAGAUGACACAUCAGGGCCUCUUCCAAAUGGAACUUCCCCUAUGAUGAAUGGUGGCCGUACCAAUUUGAAUUCUAGUUUUGAUCGGGGCAAUUCACCAACCUUUUCUGGAGGCUUUGGUGAAGCUGGUUCCUUGGGCCUGACUGGAUUACAAAACCUUGGAAAUACUUGUUUCAUGAACAGUGCUCUUCAGUGCUUGGUUCACACGCCAAAGCUCAUAGACUACUUUCUUGGGGAUUACAGGAGGGAAAUAAACCAUGACAACCCACUGGGCAUGGAUGGUGAGAUUGCUUUAGCAUUUGGUGAUUUGUUGCGGAAGUUAUGGGCUCCUGGGGCAACUCCAGUAGCACCAAGAUUAUUCAAGUCAAAACUUUCCCAUUUUGCUCCUCAAUUCAGUGGUUUUAAUCAACAUGAUUCUCAAGAGCUUCUUGCUUUUUUAUUGGAUGGGCUUCAUGAAGAUUUGAAUCGUGUGAAAAGCAAACCUUAUGCAGAAGUCAAGGAUGGGGAUGGUCGGUCUGAUGAAGAAGUAGCCGAUGAGUACUGGCAGAAUCAUCUGGCUCGCAAUGAUUCUAUUAUUGUUGAUGUGUGCCAAGGUCAGUAUAGGUCCACAUUAGUUUGUCCUGUUUGCCGAAAGGUCUCUAUUAUGUUUGAUCCGUUCAUGUAUCUAUCAUUACCUCUACCAUCAACAACAAUGCGGACAAUGACAUUGACAGUCAUGGGCACUGAUGGAAGCACUCCACCAUCUCCAUUUACUAUUACUGUGCCCAAGCAUGGAAAGUUUGAAGAUCUUAUACACAGUUUAAGCACUGCUUGUUCAUUAGGGGCUGAUGAGACUCUUUUGGUAGCUGAGAUAUACAACAAUCGCAUCAUACGCUAUCUUGGGGAGCCAAGUGAUUCAUUAUCCUUAAUUAGAGAUGACGACCGCCUGGUUGCUUAUAGGUUACCAAAGGAUGCUGAUAAUGCCUCAAUAGUUGUAUUUAUGCAUCAGCAUGCAGAAGAGAUGCAUAGGGUCAGGAAAGCACUUAGCUAAAAUACAGACACCAUGGCUUGGUUAAGGGUGAAGUAACUCAAUUAUAGGAAGAGAGAUUGUUGUGGACGCAUGAAAAAUGGAAACAAAACAGAGAUUGUCUCUUUUUAUAAGGGUUUCUCCAAGAUUUUCAGAGGAUAUAACCCAAAUAAUGUUAAGAGGUAUGAGAUAUAAGCUGACAAAGUUAAUUAAGAGGUCUUCCUGCUGGGAAACUAAGUUUUUAAAUCAUAAUGAAGAUUCUCUUUUUCAGACAGGCCUGAAGCAACUAGGACGGACUUGCAGAGGGUGUAGUGCCUUGGACUUCCAAUUUUAGUCCCCAAGCUAUAAUUUUGACUAGCCUGGCCUUAAACUUGGCAUAGACAAAGUGGUACGGUUUGUUGUUUUAUUUAUCAAUUAGUGCAGUAGUUAAGAAAUGUUAGUUCCCAAACCAAGGCAUCAGGACUGCUGUUAGUUUAUAUCUCGUCCAGUUUGUUGAACAAGAGAAUUUCAAAAGCCAAGCAUUUCUUGCUAAUUAUAAUUCCAAUUUCUCCCAAUAAAAUGCAUGGUCAUCCAUUUCUUGACAUGCUAUUAUGUGAGGAGUGAGGACACAUGUCGUCCUGAUUCCUGAUGAUAUGUCAAGC
Diospyros lotus (date-plum) is the source of this 2553-nucleotide messenger RNA. RefSeq names its product ubiquitin carboxyl-terminal hydrolase 8. NCBI's taxonomy places the organism in Eukaryota, Viridiplantae, Streptophyta, Magnoliopsida, Ericales, Ebenaceae. Gene Ontology annotation, biological process: protein deubiquitination. The transcript has 11 exons. Gene Ontology annotation, molecular function: cysteine-type deubiquitinase activity. Bases 197 to 1936 code for a protein of 579 amino acids. The record is from RefSeq and is a predicted model, not a curated record.